AUGACAGAACUCGAAGCCCCAGGCCUAAGUACUCACAGGGUCCUAGUGUCUCUCAAAGAGGCUGCUCGCAUCAUAGGCGCACAGGGAGUAAGUAUUCAAAAUAUCCGGGAGUCGAACAAAGUAAAGAUCGGAAUUUCGCCUCAUGAAAGGGGAUGUUCAGACCGCAUUCUUAGUUGCACGGGUUCCACACAGGCUGUGGCCAAUGCAAUUGGAGAUGUGGUAGAAAUAUUGAAUCAAGAUGAUAGUGAGCCAGAGGUGCACACGUACAAGCCUUUGAACUUCAUUCUUCCUCUUCCUACGUCGUCAGAGAUCCAGGACCCAGAUUCCAUCAAAAGGAUCGGUAAUAUCAGAUUGAUUGUAUCGAAUUCACAAGUUUCCUCUAUAAUUGGCACACAGGGCUCGCGUAUCAAGUCGUUGAUAGAGACCCAUGGAGUCAAGGUGGUGGCAUCCAAGAAUUUUCUACCCGAUUCCCAGGACAGGGUGGUGGAGAUUCAGGGCUUUCCGGGUUCAAUUACCUCGUGUCUCGUGGAUAUCAGUGAAAUUCUCUCUCAGGAAACGAAGCCAGCUCAUGAGAAACAGUACUACCCGCACACCAAGAGCCAAGAAGAAGGCUCAGUUAGCAAAGAAGUAACUAUCCCCGUCGAGUUCGUAGGAGCUCUUCUGGGCCGUGGUGGCAACCGAGUAUCCAGUCUACGCAAAUAUACAAAGACCAAAGUCAUUGUAAGCGACGAGCCCAAUGAGGACAAUAAUCGUGUCUUUACUAUUACGGGCAACAAUCAAAAUAGCGUGAAAUUGGCCGAAACAAUGCUGCUCAAAAAUCUCGAAACUGAAAAGCAGAGACGGGAGGAGAAGAGUUGA
Lachancea dasiensis is the source of this 858-nucleotide messenger RNA. Lineage: Eukaryota; Fungi; Ascomycota; Saccharomycetes; Saccharomycetales; Saccharomycetaceae. The record is from the annotation of a GenBank genome assembly.